Molecule: messenger RNA, 1668 nt
Organism: Parnassius mnemosyne (clouded apollo)
Lineage: Eukaryota; Metazoa; Arthropoda; Insecta; Lepidoptera; Papilionidae
Source: the annotation of a GenBank genome assembly
AUGGCAUCUACCUCCAAAGAUACUGUUUCCACAAAUGUAACCAGUCAGGAAGAUAUUGACGAUGACUUGCUACCAGGCGCUUGUCCAGAAAGCGUUCUCAAUCCUACAGAUUCCUUCGAAGAGUUCGAAACAGAAAUGAGUUCCAAUCCCCAAGAAAGACAUUCUUCACUCACGACAAAGUGUAGUACUAUCAGUGAAAUUCAAAGCGAGAUAGGUGAAUCAUCAAAAGACAUGAAAACAGUGAAAUCCAGUGAUGAUUUAAAGGGCAAAGAUGAAGCUAUGUCAUCAUCAGCAAGUAGUUCAAACCUAACAGAUCAGAAUGGAGACGGUGUGGAUAGUGAUAAAGAUGAAUAUUUACAAUCGCCAGAAUUAGUAAAUAAAGAGAAACAUGUAUUCAUUCUGAGCUCUGCGGGAAAGCCGAUAUAUUCAAGGUAUGGCAAUGAAGAUAAAUUGGCUGGAUUAUGUGGAGUUAUACAAGCACUUGUAAGUGUAGUUGAGGACCAAAACCAGGACAUCCUGAGAUCCAUAAACACGAAAGACUGUAAAGCAGUAUUCUUAGUUAAGGGUCCGCUUAUACUGGUAGCUGUUUCAAAAUCUAACGAAAGUGAAACACAGUUGGUGAUGCAGUUGACAUAUGCCUUCAAUCAAAUAGUAUCCGUCCUUACUCUCACACAACUGAAUAGAAUAUUUGAACAGCGGCGUAAUUACGACCUUAGAAGGCUAUUAGCCGGGGCCGAGAGACUGAUAGAUAACUUGCUAAUAUUUAUGGAAAAAGACCCAGCUUUCUUAUUAGGCGCUGUCAGAUGUCUGCCAUUGCCGGAAAAAGCGCGGGAAAACAUAACAAACGCAAUAAUAUCAACCUGUAACAAAAUACGAGACUUGGUGUUUGCUAUAAUGAUCGCUGGUAAUCAGUUGAUAACGUUGGUAAGAAUGAAGAAGUACACCUUGCAUCCAUCCGAUAUACAUUUACUUUUCAAUUUUGUGAGGAGCUCCGAGUCCUUUAAGACAGCUGAGAGUUGGACGCCUAUUUGUUUACCGAAAUUUGAUGCUACCGGUUUCCUUCAUGGCCAUGUUUCCUACAUCUCCGAAGACUGUCAAGCCUGUUUACUCCUUCUCACAGUACAGAGAGACGCGUUCUAUCCUUUAUCACAAGCGAAACACACGAUAGCCGAGAAAUUAGAGAAGUUAAAAUGCAUCGGAGCAAUAAACGACGCACUAAACAGAAGCAAAGACUUGCCCACAACAAACCCAUUGAAACAUAUAGGUAUACCCAUUAUAAGGCAUUUUAUGUACAAAUGCAAAUCAACUGCCCAACUUUUCACAUCCGAUCCUAUCAGUUUGGAUAGGUUACAGGAUUACAGAAUGAUGCAUAGAGAAGGUGGCGAUAUUACGGUGAAGAAGAUAGAAAAGUUAUCGGAUAUAGAUUAUGUGAAAAAUUACAGGAAGUUCUGUAAUCAAAUCCAUUGUGCAACGGUACCGGCGAAAUUUAUAUUUAGAUCUAAUUCUCAAGAUACUAUAUUGGCUUGGAUCACAAACGGCUUCGAACUAUAUGUUACAUUCGAUCCGCUAGUUGAAAAGGAACAGACAAAAAAGGCAGUCGAUCAUUUACUCCAGUGGAUCAAACGGGAAGAGAACAGGAUAUUCAUAAUGAACGCACCAACCUUCUAA